Messenger RNA from Mycena citricolor, 3073 nucleotides. NCBI's taxonomy places the organism in Eukaryota, Fungi, Basidiomycota, Agaricomycetes, Agaricales, Mycenaceae. The record is from the annotation of a GenBank genome assembly.
CUUUUUUUCACUACGACUCUCAGGGAGUCAGCGCCAUUCGAAUUGGCCGGUCAAGCAUCCCCUUCAGAGAGCCCAGAAGUCUUCAGACCAUGAAUCUGCAUUCAUUCCUGAAACUCGCUUCACUACUCGAUACUUCCAGCUUCCGGCGACAACCUAAAACUGACUAUUUCUCACUUCGAAUUCUUCCCGUGUUAUAGCUCACGCGUCAUCCUUUCUCCGCCGAUGCAGCUCUCGACUUCUAUGAGCCGCAGCGUCAUCGCUGCUGUGGGACGACUUUGUACCACAUGAGUCGGCAAGUACCAACGGAAAACCCCGGAUUUGAAGAACGGAGAGGCGUCAUUUGGAUUCUUGCAAGCCGUAGUAACGGGCCGAUGACGUCCUCGCAUCCGGCCAUUGAAGGGCGCACAAGGAUAUGAGUCAGUCAUAUUGGGCGUUAUCGCAGUCUUGAUCGCGCUGACUGACGUCCCACAAAUCGAUCUAUAAAACAACGAACACGCACAGCGAGGUGGCCAUAAUCGCACCCCCACUUUCCACGACUCCCUCAUGCCCACUCUCCAGUCAGGCAAAGUCCUCGUCUCUGGCGCCAAUGGAUACAUCGCAGUGUGGGUGGUGCGCUUCUUCCUCGAAGAGGGCUAUUCCGUGCGCGGGACGGUGCGUUCGGCGGACAAAGGCACGCAUCUCGUCGAGCUCUUCAAGUCAUACGGCGACAAGCUCGAGGUGGUGGUCGUGCCGGAUAUCACGGCGGACGGCGCGUUUGACGAGGCCGUUAAAGGUGUCGAUGCGAUCGCGCACACUGCUUCCCCGUUCCAUUUCCAGGUCCACGAACCAUCGGAGCUCAUCGGGCCCGCUGUCAAUGGCACUUUGGGGAUACUGAAGAGCGCUUUGAAAUGCGGCGAGAACGUCCGCCGCGUAGUGGUGACUGCUUCGACUGCCACGGUCCUCACGGCCAACCUGCCGACGCAGACGGUAUUCAGUGAGAAGGACUGGAACGAACGGGCAAUAGAGCAGGUAGAGAAGUUGGGUGUCGAAGCCAGUGCCGGUGACAAGUACUGUGCCAGCAAGACUCUCGCUGAGCGUGCUGCCUGGAACUUCAUGAAGGAGCACCCGGAGGCCAAGUUCGACCUCACGGUGCUCAAUCCCCCGCUUGUCUUGGGUCCUGAUAUCCAGGGCGUCUCGUCUCCAUCCGAGCUCAACACAUCCUCGAAGGCGAUGUACCGCGGCCUCACCGACCCCGCAGCGCUUGUCGACGGCGCUCCGUUCAUCGACGUGCGCGACAUUGCGCUGGCCCAUGUCCGCGCGGUGCAGCGAGAGGAGGCUGGCGGGGAAAGGAUCAUUGUCGUCGCGGACAAGCCCUACACGUGGCAAGAUUGCCUCGAUGCACUGCCGGCGGCGGCCGUGGCUUCUGGAAAGUACCAGAAGGGAAAGCCCGGGACCGGCAAAGACGUUCCCCAGAACAUAUUGUAUGACAACUCGAAGGGGAAACGGAUCCUCGGCAUCAAGUACCACUCGCUGGAGGAGAUGACCGCUGCCACGGUAGAGCAACAGACAGCGUUCACUGCCUCAGAGAAUAGAACCACUGAUGAAUAUCCUUUCAGUGGUGAGCAGAACUGCGAGUUGUUUUAUGCCCGGUACGGAUCCCCAAAGUGUCCGCAUUUCGAUUGCUCGCGCCAGGGAGAUCCGCGGGUCCCAGCUCGAAUAACGGAUAACGAUCUCGCAUCCAUGCCAAAAGAACUGGACAGCUUGUACAGCCUUCCCGAGAUGGCUUCUGAAGUUUUGCCUUCAAAGGGGACUGACGAAGGCUGUCCGUUGACACGCGUCCUCUCUCUUAUGUCGUCUCUCACCGAGCUCGACGAGUCAUCGGUUGUAUGGGGCAGUCGGGUGUUGAUUUCGGCAGCGGUGCUCUUCUUCAACGACUUCCUGUUGACGCUGCCGCAAGAAGUGCGGUUCCACGAAAAGCGCAGAAAUCGGCACGUAAGCGGGACGGUCUUUUUCAUCCUGCUGCGAUACAUUCCUGUGCUGUAUCACCUGGCCGUGAUAAUACCGAUAUGCCGCGAUGUGUGGACCGUACAAGUACGUAUGUACAAAUCCUCACGACUUUCACCAUUGACACAAACCCUUACCCGACCCUGGAGCUGUGCGAUCUGGGAUUCAAUCGGCCUUAGCUUCGAUUCCGCCUUCCAGAUGAUUUAUGUUUGUAUCAUCUCUUGGAGAAUUUUCAUCAUCAGUGGCAAGCCGGUUGGAGCGGUCGCCCUCGUCGUGGGUCUCUUGCCUUCAAUCAUCAAUGUGGCUCUCCCAAAUCCGUCGGUUUUCCCUCAAUGCCGGGCAAUAAAUCCCUCUGAUACGUCGAGAAUCAUUUUGUUUGUGCCUUGCUUACGGGCGAUAUUCGACGCUUUCACGACGAUCGUGUUGUUCUUCACCUUCUGGAAGCGCUCCCGUGCGAUUCGGGACUUGCCGGGACUGAGCACUGGGGGGCUCGUUGAAUAUUUGAUGGAAGAAGGCGAGUGCUCCGCCGUUUGUCCGUAUACGGUGGAUGAGAACUCCGAACAGAAAUCAAGGAUAUCCUGUGCGUUCCCGCCUCUGAUAUUAUUAUCGAAAUUGAGGACGAUUCUCAUUACCAGCUUGAUCUUUGUGAUCAUGGCGAUGGAAGCAACCUUUUUCCAGAUCCCUUCGGCGCGCAAUCACGCAAGGAACUUCAUCGCGCCAUAUGUUGAUGCACUGACACCUCUGCUGGCGACGCGAUUCAUCCUUGAGCUGCCCAUGCGCAGUCAGGAGACCGCGGAGACGAGAAUGAGUGCCGUGUCCCGCACAUACUUUGAGCGUUACGGGUCCGAGAGGAACACGAAGGGGUUGUAUUCUACUGAUGGAGAUGAGGGCGAGAGCGCGGAUUUUGGAACGACGACCAUACGACCGGGGGAUAGCGCAGUCCAUUUGCCGGAUGUAUCGUCGUAUCGUGGAUCCGACCUGUCACGCUCGACUACUGUACAAAGUGCAGUGGCCUAGAAGGCUGCCGCAGUUAUUAAUAGCAUAUAAGAUUACCAUCCCAUUCAAUUCACUCUUUAGCGCCGUUGAGAUG